This is a messenger RNA of Clonostachys solani, 1263 nucleotides long. NCBI's taxonomy places the organism in Eukaryota, Fungi, Ascomycota, Sordariomycetes, Hypocreales, Bionectriaceae. The record is from the annotation of a GenBank genome assembly.
AUGGACAAGUUUGAGAGCAUGUCGCCCGCUGUCAGGGAGAUGGCGCUGCAGAUGCCAGGUAUGGUGCCUCCAGCUGGCCUCAAGUCCAAUCUCGUCGAUCCACCCAACGGCAACAAGGGAGUGAUUGGGCUUCUCACUGUCUGCAUAGCAUUGACAGUAUCUUUUGCAUUCAUGCGCUUUUAUGCUAGAACAUUCAUCCAGAAGAAGUGGCAUCUUGAAGAUUACCUAGGGUUUGCUGCAUUGGGCCCCUAUGCUGGCGGUGUCUGGGUCGUCAUAUCUUGCAUCCACACGGGCGGUUUCUUGGUUCACCAGUGGAAUAUUCGUGUCCAAGAUCUCCUGGACAUCCUUUACAUUCUGCUUAUGCUGCGAAUUUCCUACGCACUGCAGAUGCUGCUAGCCAAGACUGCAAUCAUGCUAGAAUGGUCACGCAUAUUUGUUCCCCGUGGAACACGCAAUGCCUUUUAUUGGGUCAGCCGAGCCUUGAUCGUCAUCAAUGCGCUCGUGUACAUCAUUGGUGGCUCUGUCGCCGUAGCGGCCUGCAUCCCUGCUGAGAAGCUGUGGCACCCUUGGGUAAAGGGUCAUUGCUCCAGCCGUAGGGCUGCCGACAUAUCCACGGCGUGGUUUAAUCUAUUCAUGGAUGUUUCCAUCUUGCUUCUUCCGCAAUCCAUCAUCUGGAAGCUGCAAAUGACCAAAGCUCGCAAGAUUGGUAUUGCACUCAUUUUCUCAGUUGGUCUGCUUGUCGUUGCUUGUGCAAUUGGACGUACCUACUCCAAUAUGGCACUCGACUAUUCUGGAGAUACAGCAUACGACGCAUCUAUCAACACCAUCUGGGGCUUCUGCGAAAUGACUGGUGUGAUGAUAGUCUUUUACGCUCCAGCCAUUCCAAAGGUAUUCUCCGAGAAGGGUGUUUUCUCUAGAGUGGUAGUUUCUGUCCGCUCUUGGAAGCAGCUGUCAGGUGGUUCAUCGCUACAAGACAGCUACAAGAGCAGCGAGGGGAAGUCUUGGCCCCACGGAAAAUCAGAGGACUUCACAAGUGGUGCGAAGCAUCCUGCUUCUACAGACUCCGAGGUCGAGCUUGUAAGACCGGAGCGUGCCAGAGUGGGAAAUGGUAAAGUGGAUGAUGCGUAUCAGCUGGGGGGGACCAACCAGAUCCUAAAGGUAACACGCCUUGAGCACAAUGUGGCCGAGGCCUCCAAGCAGCACACGGGAGCGGCGCCAGAAUACCAAAAGGCUUGGGUGACGCACUCACGGGAGGGUGCCUAG